This is a messenger RNA of Chara braunii, 3889 nucleotides long. The record is from the annotation of a GenBank genome assembly. Lineage: Eukaryota; Viridiplantae; Streptophyta; Charophyceae; Charales; Characeae.
CCCCGACGCUCGCCAUCAACCACCUCUUCGCUAUGACGCAAGGCAACACAGCAAAACGCGACUGGCUCACGGAAUGGAAAAAGAUCGCGGCACGCCCGAUCUAGAAUUGCCAUUUUCGCAUCUGCGCCGAGAGUUCUACAACUGGUCAUGUGCCGCCUUGAGCCUUGCACUUGGUGAUCGCGAGCAAUACGCAACCUUCGCUGAAAUCAUCGACAAGGCAAGGGAGAUCAUCAAGACCAAUAGGGCAGCUGCACAUGAGAAAUCAGCAUGGCAGCCAACCUAUGUGGAGAAGGUGAAAACUGGUCCGCGGCCGCAGCAUGUCGCUGCAGUCCAAUCGGACAACAUUGUGGAAGACCCGGCAGCCACCCAAGCGUCGCGUGAGGCAGAUCAGGUGGCUGCUGACCAGCCGCGAAGCAACAACAAGUCCCCAGGAAACAGGAAGGCGAAAACCGCAUCGCCAGCUGGAAACGGACAGCCGGCACCAUGGGUCAAGUUUCACUUGACCGAGGCGGAAUACAAGUGGCGCGGCCGCUACGGCUGCUGCUAUUGGUGCAACAGCACCAAGCACAAGACCUCCCAAUGCCCGGAUCAAGGCAAGGAGGAUGUUCGGCCUCUACCAACUCCGUUGAUGGACGCCAGAGUAGAGGUUGUUGACCUUCACAAUUACAUUGCGAAGAUCGACCGCGAGUUCAGGACACAACGGACUUUAUGGUACGCGCCGGCCUUGGCCCACGCAUGUGGAGGAAGUCCCAGCCUACGCAAGUCACGUUGGCAGACGGUCACACGCACAAGUCAAUCGACCGGGGCAUUGAUGACGUCCCCGUGUACUUCGCACCCGCAUGCAAGCGAGGCGGUGUCCUUCGAUAUUUUGGACACCAAAUUCGACAUGACCUUGGGCAUGUCAUGGCUGCGAAGCGAGGAUCACCCGGUGAACUUCUACUGCUGCACCGUUCACGUUCGUGAUCGGAACGGAGUACUAGUCCCAUGCACGGUACCUCCUCCUCACCCUUCGAUCAACUGUCACGUGGUGUCCGCCGCAAGCAUGCGAGCUUCCAUCAUCAGAGACGACAUCGAGGAGAUGGGGGUGUGCUUUCUCCACGCCCUCCCGCCCCAUGACGCUUCAUCGACGGACUCAUCUUCCGACCCACGCAUCACCGAGCUUCUCGACGCCUACGGCGACGUGUUCGAAGGCCCGCACGGAGUAGUACCGGAUCGGCCCAUCCGCCAUGACAUCAUCCUCGAGCACAGGGUUGUACCUCCGCGUGGUUGCAUCUACCGAAUGAGCGAGGAAGAGCUAAGUGUGCUACGGGCACAACUCGACGACCUUCUUGAGAAAGGCUGGAUUCGGCCUAGCUCCUCGCCAUACGGUGCUCCCGUUCUCUUCGUCCAGAAGAAGAACAAGGAUUUGCGGUUGUGCAUCGAUUAUCGCAAGCUCGACACGCAAACGGUCAAGAACGUCGGCCCUCUUCCGCGCAUCGACGACCUUCUCGAACGGCUAGGCGGCGCCAAGUUUUACUCCAAGCUCGACCUCAAGUUGGGAUAUCACCAACUCGAGAUUCGGCAAGAGGACCGCUACAAGACCGCAUUUAAGACGCGAUAUGGGCAUUUCGAAUGGCUGGUUAUGCCGUUUGGCCUUACGAAUGCCCCAGCCACUUUCCAAGCGGCUAUGACAAUGGAGUUCCGACACAUGCUGGAUCGAUUCGUACUUAUCUACCUCGACGACAUUUUGGUGUACAGUCGGAGUUUGGACGACCAUGUGGAGUACCUGCGCACCGUUUUGGAGCAGCUACGACAAGCCAAGUACAAAGCCAACUGCGACAAAUGCGAAUUCGCAUGGCAGGAGCUGGAGUACUUGGGACAUUAUGUGACGCCGCAAGGCAUCCGUCCGCUUGCGGACAAGAUCGAGGCCCUCCGCGUAUGGCCCGAGCCCACCAACACCACGGACGUCCGUUCAUUCAUGGGGUUGGCCGGCUACUAUCAGCGAUUCAUCACCGGGUACUCAAGAAUUGCUGCACCUAUGACGAGAUUACAAUCGCCAAAGGUGCCAUUCGUAUUCGAUCACGACGCACGCCGGUCAUUCCAAGCACUUAAGGCCAUGCUCAUGGCACCCGUCCUUAGCAUCUAUGACCCCACCCUGCCUAUGAGAGUGACAACUGACGCUUCCGGCUAUGGCAUUGGGGCAGUCUUGGAACAACACGACGGCGACGACUGGCACCCUGUGGAGUAUUUCAGCGACAAAGUGCCUCCCAUUAAUUCGCUUGAUGAUGCAAGGAAGAAGGAGCUGCUUGCGUUCGUGAUGGCUCUCAAGCGAUGGCGGCACUUCCUCCUUGGGCGUCGAAGGUUCACAUGGGUCACGGACAACAACCCAUUGACCUACUACAAGACGCAGGAUACGGUGAGCAGCACGAUCAGACGAUGGAUGUACUUCAUCGACCAAUUUAACUUCACACCGAAACACCUCCCCGGCCUCUCCAACCGCGCGGCAGAUGCACUCUCGCGAAUACCCGAUCUUUGCGCUAUGACACAUCAUGCCUUCGCAUUCGACGAGGAACUCCAACGACACUUCAUCCGGGGCUAUGAGUCUGAUCCGGAUUUCGCCACGUUGUAUGCGCAACUUUCUUCGGAUCACCUGCCGGCCAGCCAAUAUCGCAUCGCAGACGGGUACUUGCUCCUCCAAACGAGAGGCAAGGACUUAUUGUGUGUCCCACACGACCGUCGUUUUCGCACUCGCCUUCUUGGUGAGUACCAUGACUCGCGACUCGCCGGCCAUUUAGAAGUCAAUCGCACUAUUGCACGGCUUCGACAACGAUUCCGAUGGCCCGACCUCAUUACCGAUGUCACUCGGUAUUGCGACUCUUGCGAAGUUUGCCAGCGAAGCAAGCCCCGCAAUCGCAACCCCUACGGUGAGUUGCGCCCGAUGCCUAUCCCAUGGGAACCCGGCCUCUCCAUUGCCAUGGAUGUCACCGGACCAUUUCCCCGCAAUCGCCUCGGGCACGACGGCAUCCUCACGGUUGUGGACCGUUUGAGUAAGUAUGCGCGUUUUCUCCCUUGCAAGUACUACUCCACGGCUCCCGAGCUGGAGUCCGACACGAAGAUGAAACCAAGUUCGGCUCGGCAUCCACAAACGGACGGGCAAACGGAGCGGGCACAUCAAACCGCUCAAAUGAUGCUGCGUACGCUCAUCCGUCCGGAUCAGAAAGAUUGGGUUGACCGCCUCCCCGACAUCGAGUUCGCCUACAACACUUCGGUGCACCCGGUGAUCGGCGUGACUCCAUUCGAGUUGGACCACGGUGAACGGAAAGACCGUAUCUUCGCCGAUCUGCUCCUCCCACGACCAGCCGACAUCGACGCCGCUUGCUCUCCCACUUCCGUCCGGAAGUACAGGGCAUUGCUGGCUCAAGCCCGCACGAACAUGCAAAAGGCUCAAGUCCGCAUGCAGCAGCAAGCCAAUAGGCGUCGCGUGCCAUGUCCCAUCCGCGCCGGUGAUCUGGUUUGGGUCUCCGCGGAAGAGUUUGCACUGGAACAGGAUGUUUCACGCAAACUGCUUCCCAAGUGGUUUGGACCAUGGCCUGUAACAUCAGCCGCGGGCAAUGAGCCCGAUGGCCCUUCAUUUGUGAUCAACAUCCCUCCGCAUCUGACGGUCCAUCCAGUCUUUCACGCCUCAAAGUUGGCGACAUACACACCAGCUAAGAGCGACGACUUCCCGGGCCGACGAUCGCAGGACCCUCCUUCUAUGGAUGGUCAUCAGGAAGUUGACCGCGUCAUCACGGAUUGCAAGUACGGCAGCAAGCCUCGAUAGUACAAAGUUACAUUCAAAGCAUGUGAUCCCGACGACACUCUGUGGAUUUCAGGAACAGAUUUGAAAGCAUCCGCACCGCUGAUCUACGCU